AUGGUUUGGGGCGUGGAAAACGACCGGCCUUUCCAGAAUCGCGGAUGGUGCUGCUCAGAGUUCGCAAUUGCCCGCUACGCCAACCGCAUCGUGAAUUUGACAGAUGCGGCGGUGCAGGCGGUUUUGGAAAGCCGAGACUGGCCAAGUGGUGAUACAGUGGAAUCGGGCAAGAUGUAUGCAGACAUGAUGCGGCUGACACAUGACCAGGCAGAAGACGGCCAGGAUGGCCUGACGUACAACCAGACGCUUGGGGUAAGUUUCACCAGUAAGGGUGACCGCACAGCCGUGCGUUACAAUUUUUUCAAGAUGACAAUGCAAGCCUCCGACAUUGGCCUGGAUUAG
Messenger RNA from Prorocentrum cordatum, 342 nucleotides. The record is from the annotation of a GenBank genome assembly. NCBI's taxonomy places the organism in Eukaryota, Dinophyceae, Prorocentrales, Prorocentraceae.